Messenger RNA from Amaranthus tricolor (Joseph's coat), 2609 nucleotides. Its product is annotated as protein NRT1/ PTR FAMILY 6.1. The coding region runs from base 452 to 2347 and encodes 631 amino acids. Lineage: Eukaryota; Viridiplantae; Streptophyta; Magnoliopsida; Caryophyllales; Amaranthaceae. The transcript is spliced from 4 exons. Gene Ontology annotation, molecular function: transmembrane transporter activity. Gene Ontology annotation, cellular component: membrane. Gene Ontology annotation, biological process: transmembrane transport; oligopeptide transport. The record is from RefSeq and is a predicted model, not a curated record.
UAAUUCAAACAAGAUCUCAUAUGAUUAUAUUUUAACUUUUAGAUUAUCGACAAUAUAAAAGUCAAUUCAAUUUGCUUGAUGAAUAGAGCCGAAGCCAAUUAUGGUGCAAGUAACUAGAAAAAAAGUAAUUAUAUCAUAUGUUAUAAAUUAGCAUGAGAUCCAAUUUAAAAACACAAUAAGUUGCCUGUUCAGACUGAGCCUUUCCCGACCCUGGAUAGCUUGGUCAAUGCUAAGAAAACAUAAAAUUAAUAAAUAUUCUGAAAAUAGGGCAGUACAAAAUCUCUGCAACCAUCAACUAACAUACCUUCAAUGUCAUAUAAUUAAUGCUGUAUAUCUUGUAUAGCAAACACCCAUACUUCAUUCCCACAUAUUUUGUGCCUUAGAUUAACAACGCACAACAUUCAUUUCAGCCAUGAGGAAGUGAAGACUGUUGCAAGUUUACACAAUAGCAAUGGGUAGUAGAGAAAUAAGGUCACCGGAAGAUGGAUUAUCCACUCCCGCGCAGGACAUGGAACGGAGUGGAACAGCCAUCUCCGACAUGUCUAGAAGAAAAAAGCUCGGUAUCUAUUUUAUCGAGUCAGACGACAGACGGACUGCACUUGGCGGAGGUUAUACUGUUGGGAGUACACCGGUUAACAUUCACAGGAAGCCUUUGUCUGAUGCUGAUCUCUCAAGAACAGGUGGUUGGGUCGCAGCCUUCUUCAUCUUCGGAAACGAAAUGGCAGAAAGAAUGGCAUACUUCGGUCUGUCGGUGAACAUGGUGGCUUUUAUGUUCUAUGUAAUGCAUCGGCCCUUCUCCAGUUCAGCUAACGCUGUAAAUAAUUUCCUGGGAAUAUCACAAGUGUCUUCUGUGCUUGGAGGCUUUCUAGCUGAUGCUUAUCUUGGUCGGUAUUGGACUAUUGCAAUUUUCACAACCAUCUAUCUUAUGGGGUUGACAGGAAUAACGAUCUGUGCAACAAUGAAGUUAUUUGUGCCAAACCAAGAACAAUGUGAUCAGAUUUCACUCCUUCUAGGUAGUUGUGAGCCUGCAAAGCCAUGGCAGAUGCUUUACCUCUACACAGUUCUCUAUAUAACAGGAUUUGGAGCAGCAGGCAUUAGGCCAUGUGUCUCUUCGUUCGGAGCAGAUCAAUUUGAUGAAAGGAGUAAAGACUACAAGGCUCAUCUGGACAAGUUCUUCAACGUAUUCUACCUCUCCGUCACCGUUGGAGCAAUCAUAGCCUUCACUGCAGUUGUCUAUAUCCAAAUGCAACAUGGGUGGGGAUCAGCAUUUGGCUCGUUAGCCUUAGGCAUGGGUUUAUCUAAUGCACUCUUUUUCAUCGGCACUCCAACGUACCGGCAUAGGUUGCCUGGGGGAAGUCCUUUGACACGUGUUGCACAAGUUCUAGUCGCAGCCUUCCGAAAAAGAAAUGCUUCAUUCUCUAGCAGUGAGAUGGUUGGACUAUAUGAGCUUCAAGGAAAACGAUGUGCGAUCAAAGGUAGCGCAAAAAUUCCUCACACUGAUGACUUCAGAUGUUUGGACAAAGCAGCGCUAAAGCUUCCAGAAGACGGCCCAGAUCCAAACCCUUGGCGGCUUUGCACUGUUACUCAAGUGGAGGAAGUUAAAAUCCUGAUUAAACUCUUACCUAUACCAGCCUGCACGAUUAUGCUGAAUCUCAUCUUAACGGAGUUUCUGACUCUUUCCGUUCAACAAGCCUACACUUUAAAUACCCACAUAGGCCGUCUAAAAGUACCAGUUACCUGCAUGCCGGUAUUCCCUGCCCUAAGCAUCUUCCUUGUGCUCUCCCUUUAUUACUACAUAUUUGUUCCUGUAUCGAGACGCAUCACGGGACAUCCUCAUGGGGCCUCUCAGCUUCAAAGAGUAGGCAUUGGCCUUGGAAUCUCUAUCCUUUCGGUUGCAUGGGCUGGAGUUUUCGAGAGGUUCAGGAGACAUUACGCCAUAAGCCACGGUUAUCAGUUUAGCUUUCUCACCCAGAUGCCAAAUCUGAGUGCAUUUUGGCUGCUAAUUCAAUACUGUCUCAUCGGAAUAGCUGAAGUCUUCUGCAUAGUGGGAUUACUAGAGUUCUUGUACGAGGAGGCUCCUGAUGCCAUGAGAAGCAUAGGAUCUGCCUAUGCAGCAGUCGCCGGAGGCUUGGGUUGCUUUGCAGCAACAAUUUUGAACAACAUUAUCAAGGCUGCCACGGUAGAUAAGCAACGGAGCAAUCUUUCUUGGUUGUCCCAGAAUAUCAACACGGCCAGAUUUGAUUACUUAUAUUGGCUUCUUACGGUACUCAGUAUCAUCAAUUUCGGUAUUUUCCUUUAUGCAGCUCGCAGAUACAAAUACAGAACUGUUCAAGCAGGACAACAAUAGAGGAAAAGGAGCAUCCAACUCAACUCUGUAUCUAAGAAAUUUAAUUUUGUUACAGCAGAUAGGAUUGGAAAUGAAUAAUUAAAAUAUUAUUCAAACCUCCAGAAAAUUGAUUUUAUUUUACUGCACUGCCGCAGCCUCUGAGCAAACAGCAAACAUGUUAUAGGCUCAUCCCCAGUUCCACCAUGUUAUUUACAUUCUUUCUACCACUUCAAACUUCAAUCAUAUUAAUAGCAUUUUACUACAUUGAUCAGGUUUACUUUCA